Molecule: messenger RNA, 483 nt
Organism: Lolium rigidum
Lineage: Eukaryota; Viridiplantae; Streptophyta; Magnoliopsida; Poales; Poaceae
Exons: 1
Coding region: 1-483 (160 amino acids)
Source: RefSeq, a predicted model, not a curated record
AUGGCCACCUCCGUGCGCCGCCCCUGCCUGCUCCCCCUCGCCGCCACCGUCAUCCUCCUCUGCGCCCCACCGGCAACAGCCCAACCCCAACGCACGUACGAGCCUUUGUGGUCCGACGAAUACUGGGCCAACGAGAUCGUCGUGGGCGAGGCGGCGGAGGAGGUGGUCAGCGUCGCCGCCAGGCGCGCGGAGGCGGGCGGCUACUCGUACGGCUGCGCCAGGCUGUGGCUCGCCAUGGGCUGCCCUCCCGCUCCCGGCAAGGGCGUGAACGGGAGCCUGGUCGACGGGAGGCGCUCCUACGAUCGCGAGCUGGAUCGCUUCGAGGACGGACUGCGCCAGUGCAUUGACGAUGUGAUCCUCGAACUGCGCCAGUGCAUUGACGAUGUGAUUCCGGAUGAUCCCUACUUGCGCCGCACCGCCCCGACGUCUACUUUCGACCGUCGAUGUUGUCCCUGCUGCUAUUCAUGUGCUCGCUACUACUGA